This is a messenger RNA of Morus notabilis, 1024 nucleotides long. RefSeq names its product putative phosphatidylglycerol/phosphatidylinositol transfer protein DDB_G0282179. NCBI's taxonomy places the organism in Eukaryota, Viridiplantae, Streptophyta, Magnoliopsida, Rosales, Moraceae. The transcript has 4 exons. The coding region runs from base 197 to 670 and encodes 157 amino acids. Gene Ontology annotation, biological process: intracellular sterol transport. The record is from RefSeq and is a predicted model, not a curated record. Gene Ontology annotation, molecular function: sterol binding.
GUGCUGUGAAAUUGCGGAGUCUCAUCUGCAACUCUUUCUUCUCCCUCACUCCACCCACUAAUUCUAUGCUAGUAGAUUCUGAGACUGUAUCAACCGAAAAAGCAAAAUCCGACUUGGGUUUUUUUUUUUUUUUUUUUUUCUUCGCCUCUGCUUGGAUUCUGAUUUCUGAGCAAUCAGCUUACCAGAGAGGAGAAUCAUGGCUUCACCGACUUACCAGAAGAAGCUUUCCUUCGUUGUGCUCUUCUCCUCUCUUUUCCUUCUUCUUCCUUCCGCUCAAUCCACCAACGUCAAAUACUGCGAUAAGAAAGGCAAAUAUGAUGUGAAGGUCAAGGGAGUUGAGAUUUCCCCCGACCCGGUUGUAAGUGGCGAGCCAGCGACCUUUAACAUAGCAGCUUCAACAGGUCAAACCAUCUCUGGUGGAAAAGUUUUAAUUGAGGUUUAUUUUUUUGGGGUGCACGUUCAUACAGAAACACGCAAGCUUAGUGAGGAGAUUUCCUGUCCUAUUAAAGCUGGAGACUUUGUGCUUUCCCACACCCAAACUUUACCUGGAUUCACUCCACCUGGUUCAUACACACUUAAAAUGACAAUGGUGGAUGACAAAGAUCGAUUGUUGUCUUGCAUCAAAUUCGAUUUCAAAAUCCACUUUGGAACUUCGGUCUCUGAUAAUUAAGUGCCUAAGAACCAAACUCCACGUACUGUUUCCAAGUAGCGUGCCACUUGGUGAGGAGAAUUGGUUUCUAGUGUUUAGUGGUGCAUCAUGUGGCCAACUGUUAAACAAGUUGAGAUGUUAAUAAAUAAAUAGAUAUAGGCUCAUGACAAGCGAGCCAAAAGGAUAUCUGAAUGGUACUUGUUGCUUUUUUGUUUCUUCGCCAGUUUUUUCUGUCAUGUUUGUUGCCUUUGGUUUGUAUUGAUGCCGUACUGUGCUUUGCAGAUUGCACACCGGUGCAGCAUUAGUAGUUUGUACUUUGUAAACUAGAAAUAGUGAUUUCAAGAUAGACUCCUAUGGAGCAAUUAUUCUGUAGAC